Pomacea canaliculata is the source of this 1269-nucleotide messenger RNA. Its product is annotated as 3-oxoacyl-[acyl-carrier-protein] reductase FabG-like. Gene Ontology annotation, molecular function: oxidoreductase activity. The transcript is spliced from 9 exons. NCBI's taxonomy places the organism in Eukaryota, Metazoa, Mollusca, Gastropoda, Architaenioglossa, Ampullariidae. The record is from RefSeq and is a predicted model, not a curated record. Bases 107 to 883 code for a protein of 258 amino acids.
CCGCCCCCUGUCGGGGUAGACAAACACAAGUAAACUUCGUUAUCUGCAAAGUAUAUUCAGGUCGCUUGCGUGUCCCGACUUUCUCAUCCACACACCGCAGGUCGAGAUGGCAUCAGGCUUGGGAAAUCUGAUGGGCAAAGUGGCGCUAAUUUCUGGUGCCAGCUCUGGCAUUGGGGCAGCCACAGCCAUUCUUUUUUCCAAGCUUGGUGCUUCCCUAGCUCUAGCAGGACGCAACGAAGAAAAUUUGCAGAAGGUGGGCAGUCAAUGCCAAAAGACUACACCCUUGCUGCUCGCUGGUGACUUGAGCUGCGAGGAAGACACAAAACGAAUUUUAAAUGAGACUAUCAAACAGUAUGGAAAGCUGAACAUUCUGGUGAACUGUGCUGGCAUAUUAGAAUCAGGUUCCAUAGAAAACACUUCCCUGGAGCAGUUUGAUCGUGUUUUUAAUGUCAAUGUCAGGUCAAUUUACCACCUGACAAUGCUAGCUGUCCCUCACCUUAUUGCCACCAAAGGGAACAUAGUCAACGUCUCUAGUGUCAAUGGAAUGAGAUCGUUUCCAGGUGUGCUAGCCUACAAUAUGUCCAAGAGUGCUGUUGAUCAGUUCACCCGUUGUGUAGCAUUGGAACUAGCACCUAAGCAAGUCAGAGUGAAUGGAGUAAACCCUGGGGUGACCAUCACAGACCUUCAUAGACGAGGAGGAAUGGAUGAAGAGAAGUAUCAAAAGUUUCUGGAACACUGCAGAAAUACACAUGCACUUGGACGACCUGGAGAAGCAGAAGAAGUUGCCCGAGCAAUUGCUUUUCUGGCAUCAGAAGAUGCUUCCUUCAUAACUGGUGCCUCCGUUCCAGUUGAUGGAGGUCGCCAUGCAAUGUGUCCACGCUAGAUAUCAGUAUUCAGAUACUGUAAUCACAGUUUAUCGAGCUCAAACCAAAUGUGAGCUUAGUUCUUCUAGGUCUUUGUAAGAGAGGAUUAUUCAGAUGGAAAAUGACUACUGAUUCCUUUACUCGGGUAAUCCAUGCCCCUUUGGAUGAUUUGAUAUGUGUUCACUUCUCACAAGUACUGUGAGGAAUAUAUCUCUAAGAGGGAUUCAUAUUUUCCUAUUUAUCAUCCAGCUUUAUGAUGGUAACUGCUUAUGAUUUAUAAUAUUAAUAAAUAUCUAAAAAGUGUAUUCAAGGCUUUGUCACCAUGUCUGUGCAAUGCUUGAAUGUAAUAUUUUUAUGAAUGGAGUUAAAUUUCAAUAUGUUUGUAAAUAAAUCUCAUGUCAUUCUG